Vespa crabro (European hornet) is the source of this 3161-nucleotide messenger RNA. RefSeq names its product phosphatidylcholine:ceramide cholinephosphotransferase 2-like. The coding region runs from base 305 to 1552 and encodes 415 amino acids. Gene Ontology annotation, biological process: ceramide biosynthetic process; sphingomyelin biosynthetic process. Gene Ontology annotation, cellular component: Golgi membrane; endoplasmic reticulum membrane. The transcript has 7 exons. The record is from RefSeq and is a predicted model, not a curated record. NCBI's taxonomy places the organism in Eukaryota, Metazoa, Arthropoda, Insecta, Hymenoptera, Vespidae. Gene Ontology annotation, molecular function: sphingomyelin synthase activity; ceramide cholinephosphotransferase activity.
CUUUAUAUUUAUAUUUACAGUCAGUUCGCUCGAAGAGGAGACAGUGCACGUCGUACAAGUCAUGAGUGUGGAUAGUGCGCGUGACGUGGUGGUUGUUACGAAUAAAAACGUUCAACAAAACCGGUCGUCGAAAUGACAGGGCCGAUCGUGUUAUGAGUUUGCGCCAUAGAUCUAGUUUUGCAGGAAUCUUCGAAGAUCGCGAUCGACGGAAGAGUCGUAUAUCGUCUCAGUGUCCAUGUAAAAUAAUUCUUUUGAACACCUCCUCCCCUCCUUCGUGUAUAUAGUUGAUAUAUGUAUACAUAAAAUGCACAAGUUAAGGUUACCUGUCAAGGUAGAAUUACCCAGUGCUUUAACAAGGAUGGUAUUGGACCCCAAGGUCACAAGUCUACAUAGCGAUUACGGAAGUUUCGAUCGACCAUUGGGAGGUGGGGAGGGUCACGAGAGGGACGUGGAGGCGGCGGUUGAUGGGAGUAGCAGCGGGAUGGCACAAUCGAGUGAUAUUUAUCAAAGGCAACCUCUCUUACCUGGUGCACCAACUAAGAACAAGGACAAGUGGUCCGGGGUGGCUUCCGGUUCGGAUUAUUACGAGGACGACGAGGAGGAGAAAAUCGACGGUCUUGGACGUCAUCCAGGAAUAACGAAUGGACCAGGAAGCGGCGUCAUUAAAAUCGACAUACCGGCGCCGCUUCGCGAGGAACCACGAUUUCCCAAAGAAAAAUGGAAAACUUUUCUCGCUUUCCUGUUCAUGGUCGUGAACUUCAUACUGACCACGGCCUCACUCGCGAUGGUUCACGAACGUGUUCCAGAUCGGAAUACUUAUGGCCCGUUACCAGACAUUGUACUGGAUAAUAUUACUGCCCAAGAUUGGACACUUAAUGUUUCGGAAGUUCUCAUUAUGAUAAUGUCCAACUCGGCAAUGGUUUUCAUUAUUUUUCACAAACAUAGAUUUAUCGUCAUCAGACGGAUAUUCCUUUUGAUGGGUCUGCUGUAUAUGAUGAGGAGUAUCACGAUGUAUGUGACAGUUUUGCCAGUCGCAAGUAAAACAUAUUUCUGUAGUCCAAAGGCAAAUAACACAAGUCCUCUUCUGGUUACGAAAAGAGUACUACAGCUUAUCUCUGGUUUUGGUUUGUCGAUUAAUGGCAAACACACUUAUUGCGGAGAUUACAUUUACAGCGGUCACACGGUUGUACUUGUACUUAGUUACCUGAUUAUUAAAGAGUAUUCCCCUAGAAGAUGUCAACCGAUUCAUUGGUUGGGUGGUCUUACGGUUUUUGUUGGUAUAAUUAUGGUAUUGGUAGCUCAUGGACAUUAUACGGUGGAUGUCCUUAUAGCAUAUUAUUUAACUACACGUUUAUGGUACAUAUACCAUACGUUAGCAAAUAAUCCUUAUUUGAAGCAAAACGGACCAAAUAAUUUUCUGGCCCGACUCUGGUGGUAUCCUAUAUUCAAAUAUUUUGAGAAAAACGUGGGUGGUACAGUGCCACGACAAUACAAUUGGCCUUUGCCUUGGCCUCGAAGAUUUCUUGCCAAGCAUCCUAAUCGAGACAGUUAAUAUCUGCCCAGGCUCCAAGAUAGAGACUGAUAAGUAAUGAAAUCCUUCCUGACUAUAUGCUAUAUGUAUAUGUAUAUACGUGUGUGAGCGCGUGCGCGUACGUGUAUGCGCGUUUGUGUGUGUAUAUAUACAUAAGUACAUAAAUAUAUAUAUAUAUAUAUAUAUAUAUAUAUAUAUAUAUAUAUAUAUAUAUAUACACGCAUAGAGUUAUACAUAUAUAUAUACAUAUACAUUUGUACCUAAGCUUAUUCUUAUGAAAAUGAAGCUUGGGUGAAAGGGAAGUGUCCAUUAUAUGCGAAUUUUUGCGAAUUAUACCCUUUUAUUGUGGAUUUUAAAGGGUCAUCACAAAAGUUUGCAUCAAUGUUCAAUUUGUUAUACCGCGAGUGCGGGCCAAAACUGUAUCGUCGCGUAUAUAUAUAUAUAUAUAUAUAUAUAUAUAUAUAUAUAUAUAUAUAUAUAUAUAUAUAUAUAAAUAAAUUGCAGUUUACUCAAUCGCGUCGCAAUUCACGCUUUACCUGAUUUUCAUGAAGAAGAACUCUAGCGUAUAUCCUAUGUAAAGAAGAAUAAUAAUAGCUUAUCUAUACGAUGCUUUGCGCGAAGUUUUAGAAAGAAUUAGUACGAUUGGGAGGGAGGGGUUCACGGGGUGGGAGGGGCAAGGGAAGAUAAUAUUUCGUCGAUAAUAUAAUUGAAGAGAUCUGAACGCACACACCGAUAUUUAUAUAAUAUAUAUAUAUAUAUAUAUAUAUAUAUAUAUAUAUAUAUAUAUAUAUAUAUAUAUAUAUAUAUAUAUAUAUAUGUUUUAUUUGGAGCAUAUACAUACAUACAUACAUACACACAUACAUACAUACAUACACACACACAGACAUAAGCGAGAACGAAGCAUAGUUUAAUUAAUGUAAAAUUGAAACUCGACUUUUUGAAUUAGAACUUUUUUUUGUUUAUCUCUUCCUUUUUCUUUUUAUUUCUUUCUUUCUUCCUUUUUUUUUUCUUUUUUUUUCCUUUUCUUUAUUUUUUUUUUUUUUCUUUUUGUAAUCCUAUUCUUUGUUUCUUCUAACAAUACAAAACCUUCCUCCAAUCGAAAUAUUUUCUUAUUAUAUCUCUUGAUCAUUAUACUUCCAAUAUAUGCAACCUGCCCUACGACUUAUUCCGGCGAAAAACGAUCCAGCAAUAAAUUUAUAUUGAAAUAUAUAUAUAUAUAUAUAUAUAUAUAUAUAUAUAUAUAUAUCUUAUAACAAACAGACACACACAACUAAAUCCCUUAAAUUUCAUUUAACGAAUAUUCCUCGAAAUUGUUUUUUCACGGACAGCCUUGAAAGGAGAUAGAUUUAAUAAAAGAAAGAAAAAAAAAAAAAAAAAAAAAAAAACAAGAAAAAAAGAACAAUUAAAAUAAAAGAAAAAUAGGAAGAAAGAAAAUUUAGUUCCCUACCCUGUAAUAGAGGCGAUCGUGCAAUUUCGUGGGACCAAAGAAGAAUGUUUUAAAGAGUAAUGUGUUAGUUCCAUAUUAUAUCUGAAAGAUAAUACAAAGUAUAUAUACUUUAUUAAUAGGAAAAAAAAUAUUAAAAAAAAAAAAAAAAAAAAAAAGAAAGAAAGAAAGAAAGAAAAAAGAAAU